UGUGACCCUUUUGGUUUGACGUUACAGUGGCAGAAAAGCCAAAACUCCAAUCCUAUCAAAGAUGAACAAAUUUCAUCCAUCCAUUUUCUACUGCUUUACCCUCCACCAGGAGGGAGUUGCGGGAGGUGCUGUGUCAGUUUCAGCUGACAUAGGGCGAUAGUGUCCAAUUUAACUAAUCCCCAUUUUGCAUGUUUUGGGACUGCUGGAGAACCCGGAGAGAACCCAUGCACACACGGGGAGAACAUGCAAAGGUUCCAACCCUUGUUCCAACUGGGGCUCAAACCCGGGUCUCCUUGCUGCAAAGGCAAGAGUGCUAACCUCUGCACCAACCGUGUGGCCAAUGAACAGAUUCAGCACUGCAAAAUCAUCCCUACUAAAAUAUUCUUUAAUAUAAUAAAUGUUCUUGUUUUAUAAAGAUAAUUCCGGCCAAGUUUGCUUGGCAUCAAUGCUUCACAAAUACGUCAAUGUAAAUGGUUAUGAAAUUCAAAAAUAUCUCAAACAGCCUGCAAUAGGAGCUGAUAAAGUUAAAUCAGAUAAAACACCAUUUAAAGAACUUAAAAUAGAUAAAUAAAAUGGAAUUUAGCAAAAGAAAAAAGAACAGAUUUCGUGGUAUCACCUUAUUUUCACUCCACAAACAGCAACUGCUUCAGUCUGGAUCAUCUCACCGUCUCGUUCUGAUACUUUUAUCUUAUCUGACGCCAAACAUGUUUGAGAGCCGGUCCAUCUGGUUAUGAAACACUGCUGCUGCUCGUCUACAUGGUGAGCGGAGAGGACAGAGUGUCUGUGUCUGGUUAACAUGACAACAUGAGUUCAUCUGUAAAAACUGACCAGAGCUUCAGUGAGGAGCUGCAAUACCAGCACCAAAACCGCUGUAUGUGGUAUUUUGCACACAUAAAUAGCGCAGCAACAUGUCCACAGAUAAAAAUGGAUCAGUACUUUGUGUGCAAUGGAUAAACUGUAAGAGAUCUUACUUGUUAUUUAUAAAAGAUUUACACACAAUUCUUAACUAAAAUGUUGGGAAAAUUCAGCAAACUUGUUUUGCGGACCCCCCCAAAAAAUCUUUUCGACCCAUGUGUAGGUCCCCGGCCCAGUCUUUGGGAACCGCUGAUCUAAAACACGUGUUCAGGGUUGGGGUUACUCUCGUUUACGCGUGAAGGUGAAGUUUGGCGUGAUAUGCUAUGUAAACGGUGAGGAAACAGCCGGUCCAGCCACUGCCCACUGGUCACAUGUUCAGAGGAGGUGGUGGUCUUUAUAAAGCUCAGAUCAACCUGGUUCUCAAACUUGAAGACGUUGAUGAUGGCGAUGCUGUUGAGUUUGGUAGCUGCGGCUGCUGUGUUCCUGGAGUCGGUCUGUGGGACCUCGCUCGGGGUGGUGUACACAGAGGGAGGCAUGGUGCAGGGCGACAACAUCCGCCUUGGUUUCCGCCGCCACAUGGACGUGUUCAGAGGGAUUCCCUUCGCAGACAUCCCCGGGAGGUUUGAGAAACCAACGCGUCACCCUGGCUGGGACGGAGUCCUGAAGGCCACUGAAUUCAGGAGCAGAUGUCUUCAGGUGAACCUUCCCAUGACGGGCCACAGAGGAAGUGAGGACUGUCUUUAUCUCAACGUCUGGGUUCCUCAUGGUAGCUCAGUGUCCACAAAUCUGCCCGUCAUGGUCUGGAUCUACGGAGGAGGUUUCUUGGCCGGAGGCUCGAUGGGUGCUAACUUCCUGGACAACUAUCUGUACAGUGGUCAGGAGGUUGCCGACAGGGGGGACGUUAUUGUGGUUACCCUGGGAUACCGUGUGGGAACACUGGGCUUCCUGAGCACUGGAGACUCUGGGAUACCUGGAAACUACGGUCUGUGGGACCAACAAGCCGCCAUCGCCUGGGUCCACAGGAACAUCCGCGUGUUUGGAGGAGACCCCAACAACAUCACCAUCUUUGGAGAGUCUGCAGGUGGCGCUAGUGUCAGCUUCCAGACCCUGACUCCUUACAACAAAGGUCUGUUGAAGAGAGCUAUCUCCCAGAGUGGAGUCGCACUUUGCCCAUGGGCCAUCAACAAGAACCCGCGCAGGUUUGCUGAGGAGGUUGCUCUGAAGGUCAACUGCCCCACAGACCACAACAUGGCCGCCUGUUUGAAGAUGACUGAUCCUGAGCAAUUAACGAUGGCCGGCACUCUCAGUCUGUCCAGCUCACCUGACAAUCCUGUGGUAGGAAACCUGCUCCUGUCUCCUGUGAUCGAUGGCGACUUCCUGCCUGACCAGCUUCACAACCUGUUCCACAACGCUGCCGACGUCGACUACAUCAUCGGAGUUAACGACAUGGACGGACACCUCUUCACUGCUGUGGACAUUCCCUCAAUCAACUCCCAGCUGGUGGACACUCCAAUCGAAGAUGUGAGGAGGCUUCUGGCUUCAUACACUAAGGAAAAGGGAAAGGCUGGUCUGGACCAUGCCUACGCCACAUAUACCUCACACUGGGCAUCAAACCCAGACCGAGAGACCGUCAAGAAAACCGCUGUUGCCAUUGGAACAGAUUACAUCUUCCUGGUUCCUGCACAGGCUGCUCUCUACCUUCAUGCUUCCAAUGCCAAUUCUGGGAGGACGUACUCUUACGUCUUCUCCGAGCCCAACCGCAUGGGUGGCAUCGCCAAACCCUACCCCAGUUGGAUGGGAGCCGAUCACGCCGACGACCUACAGUACGUGUUUGGGAAACCGUUCAGCACGCCGCUGGGAUACUGGCCUCGCCACCGCGACGUCUCCGGCUACAUGAUCGCCUACUGGACCAACUUUGCCAAAACUGGAGAUCCUAACAGAGGAGGGCUGGACGUGCCUGUGACCUGGCCCCUGUUCACCAGCACCGGACAUAAGUUUGUGGACAUCCACGCGAAAAUGAACAACAACAACGCUGUGGGACAGAAGAUGAGACUGCGUUACGUUAAUUUCUGGACCAGCGUCCUGCCGAACCUGAACCCCGUCAUCUCAGAGUAAUCACACUGCAAUAACUACAAUAAAUGCAAACAACUGAUGAGUCGA
Molecule: messenger RNA, 3015 nt
Organism: Solea solea (common sole)
Lineage: Eukaryota; Metazoa; Chordata; Actinopteri; Pleuronectiformes; Soleidae
Gene: cel.2
Product: carboxyl ester lipase, tandem duplicate 2
Exons: 11
Coding region: 1294-2970 (558 amino acids)
Biological process (GO): chemical synaptic transmission; modulation of chemical synaptic transmission; neuron cell-cell adhesion
Cellular component (GO): synapse; cell surface; postsynaptic specialization membrane
Molecular function (GO): sterol ester esterase activity; signaling receptor activity; triacylglycerol lipase activity
Source: RefSeq, a predicted model, not a curated record